Messenger RNA from Octodon degus (degu), 3151 nucleotides. RefSeq names its product aspartyl-tRNA synthetase 2, mitochondrial (gene Dars2). Gene Ontology annotation, biological process: aspartyl-tRNA aminoacylation. Gene Ontology annotation, cellular component: mitochondrion; cytoplasm. The transcript has 17 exons. Gene Ontology annotation, molecular function: aspartate-tRNA ligase activity; ATP binding; nucleic acid binding. The record is from RefSeq and is a predicted model, not a curated record. Bases 446 to 2410 code for a protein of 654 amino acids. Lineage: Eukaryota; Metazoa; Chordata; Mammalia; Rodentia; Octodontidae.
GAGGCAUUUGGGCCCAAGCGUGGAUUGAAUUUGUUUGCUCCCUACUUUGAAAGUCUCACUGCAGCCGUUCGGUCUAGGAGACUUGGAACGCGAGACCGGCGCUGUUUUCCGGUUCUGCCUGUAGUCUUUGAGGAAGCGAGGAAAAAAAGGACGGGCGUGCGCUUGGUGCCGCCCCGACCGCGCCUGUGAUCUUGGGCUCGCGCCGGGAGCUGCUGCGCAGGGCCGUUCGUUUGUCACUUUUAAGAAGUGGGAACUGAUGCAUUGAAGGCCCCUACAGAUCUGAAAGAUGUCUCGUUUGUAGACUCGUGUGCUCACGUUUUGCGGAGAAGGACUUAAGUAUUAGCAAGCAGAAUUUUAAGGGAUUUCUGUACAUUUCCAAAACUAAUAUUUCCUUACAUCAGCAGCGACAGAUUCGUGGUUGUAUCUCGCCGUCCUGGGCUUCAAUAUGUACUUCUCUUCUUGGCUAAGUCAGCUGUACAGGGGUUUCUCCAGACCCAUCGGAAGGACCACCCAGCCCAUCUGGGUUCCCCUCUCCAGAAAUCUGAUGCUGGGUUCACAGAGGAAAAUGCCAGAAUUCAGUAGUUUUGUUGCCCGGACCAACACAUGUGGAGAGUUGCGGCCUUCUCACUUAGGCCAAGAAGUCACCUUGUGUGGAUGGAUUCAAUACCGAAGGCAGAACAUCUUUCUAGUUCUGAGAGACUGCCAUGGACUUGUUCAGGUUGUCAUUCCUCAGGAUGAGUCAGCUGCCUCUGUGAAAAAGGUUUUAUGUGAAGCCCCGCUGGAAUCUGUGGUGCGAAUUUCUGGGACAGUCAUUUCCCGUCCUCCAGGACAAGAAAAUCCAAAAAUGCCAACGGGAGCAAUAGAAAUCAAAGUUAAAACAGCCGAGCUUCUGAAUUCCUGCAGGAAGCUGCCCUUUGAAAUUAAAGACUUUGUGAAGAAAACAGAGGCUCUUCGUUUACAGUAUCGGUACUUGGACCUGCGGAGCGCCCAGAUGCAGCACAACCUGCGACUCAGGUCCCAGAUGGUCAUGAGGAUGCGGGAGUAUCUUUGCAAUCUGCAUGGAUUUGUGGAUGUAGAAACCCCAACAUUAUUUAAGAGGACCCCAGGGGGUGCCAAAGAGUUUCUAGUACCAUCCAGGGAACCCGGAAAGUUUUAUUCUCUCCCUCAGAGUCCUCAACAGUUUAAACAGCUUCUGAUGAUUGGCGGCUUAGACAGAUACUUUCAGGUUGCCCGGUGUUAUCGAGAUGAAGGUUCAAGACCUGAUAGGCAGCCUGAGUUUACGCAGAUUGACAUAGAGAUGUCUUUUGUAGACCAGACUGGAAUCCAGAGUUUAACUGAGGGUUUGCUCCAGUAUGCCUGGCCUGGAGACAGAGAUCCUGUGGUGACUCCUUUCCCAUCCAUGCCUUUUGCUGAGGCGCUGGCCACCUAUGGAACCGAUAAACCUGACACUCGUUUCGGGAUGAAGAUUACAGAUAUCAGUGAUGUGUUCAGAAACACAAAGAGUGAAUUUCUCCAGGACUCACUCAGUAAGCCCCAAGGAACCGUCAAAGCCAUCUGUGUCCGUGAAGGAGCAAAGUACUUGAAAAGGAAAGAUAUUAAGUCCAUUAGAAAAUGUGCAACUGACCAUUUUAAUCAGGAAGUCUUGCCAGUGUUCCUGAAAGCCAACAGUAACUGGAAUGCACCAGUUGCCAAGUUCAUAGAGGAGGAGCAUGGAUUGGAAUUAACCCGAAUGAUGGAGCUGCAGGAGGACGAUGUGCUCUUACUGACUGCAGGCGAGCACGCGAAAGCCUGCUCUUUGUUGGGAAAAUUGCGGCUGGAAUGUGCUGAUCUUCUGGAAGGGCGAGGAGUGGUGCUUCGUGACCCCACCCAGUUCUCCUUCCUUUGGGUAGUGGAUUUCCCACUCUUCUUUCCCAAGGAGGACAACCCCAAAGAGCUGGAAUCAGCCCACCACCCAUUCACUGCUCCUCACCCCAGUGAUGGUCACCUCAUUUACACUGAGCCUGAAAAGGUUCGUAGCCAACACUAUGACUUGGUUUUAAAUGGCCAUGAGAUAGGAGGUGGCUCUAUUCGAAUCCAUGAUGCAGAGCUACAGCGUUACAUCCUGUCCACAGUACUAAAGGAAGAUGUGACAUUGCUCUCCCAUCUGCUCCAGGCUUUAGAUUAUGGGGCGCCCCCUCAUGGAGGAAUUGCCUUAGGGUUAGACAGACUGAUGUGCCUUGUCACUGGAGCUCCAAGUAUCAGAGAUGUCAUCGCCUUCCCCAAGUCCUUCCGCGGACGUGAUCUCAUGAGCAGUGCCCCCGAUUCCGUCCCUCCUGAGGAGCUGAAGCCCUAUCAUAUCCAGGUCUCCUGGCCAACAGACUCAGAAGCAGAAAAGGGUUCUUUGAACCAUUCACUCCAUCCAGAAAGUUGAGCUUUCGAGUUUCGCCCUCUUUGCCUUGCCAGUGCUAAAAUCAGAUCCAGAUCUACCACCAUUGUGAUGGCAACUUAGUGAUAUCUCAAAAAACACAGUCUUUAGGUGGAAGUAAACCAGGCAAUAUUUUUCACACUUUACAGAAGGUACCUGAUUUUGAUUUGAUAAGGUACUAUUAGGGCUUUUAUUAAUUACUGGUUGAGUUUUUUUGAAGUUCUUUUUUACUUGGAGAUUGUAAAAGAUAGCCCUUUACUGGAGUAAUAUAGUGGUUUAAUGUUUUCUAAUCAUGUUUUUCAUACCCAAGAAUUAUUCACAUAAGCCAGAGAUAAUCAAAUCAUGGACGAUAAUGCUUCUGUAGAGAGUUGAUGGAGGGAGGGUUGCGGUUCAUCUAGCCUCAAGACUGAUAAAGCUUUAUGGUGAUAUUUCACCUGUCAACACAAUGUAGUACAAAUAGCAAUGCAGAAAAUGUCACUGAAAUAAGUAACAAAAUCUUACUCCUUGUGUUUCACUUUAAGAAAAGCACAUAAACCUCACUGAGCCUUCCUUCCUCCUUACAUAAAGUGUAAACAGUACCUUCUCUGGCUUGCUCUUAGGGCUCUUGCCAGCCAGAAUCAGAAGAGAUACUUAAAAAAUGUGAAUGCAGUACUUUGAAAAACUGGACCAGAUUUAGGGAUGUUAGCUCAGUUUUAGAUCAAUUGCCUGCCAUGAAAAGCCCUGGGUUCCAUCCCCAGCCACACACAC